GAUAUUGAGGGAUUAGCAAGGAUGGGCUGACUGUUGGUGCAAAUUACUAUAUUCGCGUUUGAGGCCAUCGUGAUUUAGGGGGGGGGGGCUCUUUUCUUAUUUCGGGCGUUUAUUUGCUCCGGCGAAAUUUGCUCCGAUGGGAAAUCUGCACGUUAAGCAAAACAUAAAACCUAACCUACAAAACCAAAUAAACCCCAAUCCUUAUAUUUACAUUAUUCUGAACCAAAAACUCUAUUACGAUCCUGACUGUAACCCUAUGCCCUCCGAGAUAAUAUCACCGGAGCAAUAUUGUCGCAGGAGCACAUGUCUUGUCACCGUUUACCCUCUUCCCGCUCUGCGUUACCUUUGUCGAGGAUGCCAAUGGCAGUGACCCCCAGGGCACACAAAUAAUAUUUGUGAAUCAUAACUGAUUGUUCACUGACCCGCAACAAUAAAUAAAUGGAAUUGUAGUUCUAGUGAAAUCGUUUCCGCGGCACCACGAGUGCAAAAAACAGUGAAUAGAUAGUCGUACAGUGCCGAUAACAUUGUAUACAGCAGUGUAAUAGUUCUCCUGGCUGCAUGGAAUCUGCAUCGUUCUCUCUAGAGCUUCAGGUUCAAGCACUUUACGAGAUCACGAGACAACCAAAAUCGUUGAAUUCACCGCGAUGAUGAACAUUUUCAGAAUUAUUGCAUCUUUUUUUGUAUGAUAAAAUUGUAUCACAACUUUAAUUUCGCCAAUCACUGUCAGGAUUACAACCAUCAUGGUAUUCUUCUGGUUGGAGAAUAUUUUCACAUGGUGGGCGGUGGUUUUUUGCUUGGGAGUCUGGUGGUAUGCUAAUCGACAUCGGAGAGAGGUGUUUUAUGUCAAAUAUGUCUUUUUCCUCUUAAGCUAUGCCGUUAUAUCUUCCAUCACAAUGCCAGUGAUGCUUCUAAAUCCAGGAAACCCAAAUAAUAUAAGAAUCAGUGGAUUCUUCUCGAGAUGGUUGCAAGCACCAUUUGCAGGGGUUCGAACCACUGUCCUACAUGAAAGGAACUAUCCAAAUGACCAAUCGUUUAUUGUGGUAUGCAAUCAUCAAAGCAUCUUCGAUUCUCUUGCCAUGAUGGAGGCCUUUCCCGACAAUUGCGCUGUGAUUCUCAAGAAGAAUCACGUGCUGCACUGGAGCCCAUUCGGCUUGGCAGCAUUUCUCACUGGCGCCAUUUUUGUCGACAAGGGCAACAAGAACAGAAUGGAGGCCCUACAAAAAGUGGUUGAUACCAUUCACAAGAAGAAGUGUCGUGUUUGGUUCUUCCCUGAAGGCACCAGAAAGAUAUCGGGCAAGGUAUUAACGGAAGAACACAUGCUGCCAUUUAAAAAGGGAGCGUUCAACAUUGCUGUACUUGCACAGAUUCCGGUAGUACCUGUUGUAUUUUCAUCUCAAGAAAAAUUCUUUAGCUACAGAGAUAAAAUAUCCAAACCAGGGCGGAUCACAGUCAGCAUCUUACCUCCGAUCCCAACCAACAAUCUCACUUGUGAAGACGUUCCUCAACUCACUGACAAAGUUAGGGCAACUAUGAUUGAAGAAUUCAAAAGAAUUUCAGAAUAAAAUACCUCUUCCAACAGAAAGUCUCAGGGAAAUAUAUGCCAAUGUAUCCAACUAUCCUCAGGCACUUUCAUGUUAUUUUAUGAUUUAAAAUUGAAAUCAUAUCCAAAAGUAUUUAAAUGUUUGCAUAUUUUUAUUCAUUCUGUUAUAGUAUACAGUUUUGGUAUUGAUCACUGGAAUCAUGGAAGUUCAAAUAAAUGGAGGAUUUACACUUUAAGAAAAGUGCUGGAAACGUUAAUUAGGACACAUACUGUAGUACACAAAUGAUGCUGAGAUAAUAAAAGCAUGAAAAUUUACAGAUAUUUGCAAGCAGUUUAUGUACCAUAAGUGUCAAUUCUGCCAAACUUGGCCCAUUGAGAUAUAUUGUAAUACGCAAAGAGACGUGUAUAACUACUUACAUGUAUUGACAAAAAAAUAGUUGUUUCCACACAAUGAUUAAGCACUUGAAAUAAGUUUAAAAUUGUGUAGAGUUCACACUCUGAUGCUUGUUAUUGUUCAGGCAUGUGAAGUUAUGUAAAUAUUAUUAUCCUACCACAAUCAGGGCUGCUGAACCACGGGGGGGGGGGGGGGCUGGGAGCUUCACUUUUACAACUGUUCCACGGCCCCUUACUAAGAAAACAAAUCCUUGUCCAAUAAUUUUGCUUGUAUUAGUGCAGAUUACAAAACUUAGAUUGAUCAUUACGGGUUAAUUCCUUGUUCUGAUUUAUUUAUUUUCUACAUUACACAACUAAGAGUCUGGGUUACAACUUACAAUGGAAUGAAUGAAUGGAGGUUUCCACUUUGGCGAGUUAACAUCGCGAGUUAUGGCGAGUUAUAGCGAGUUGCCAAAAUGAGGCACUCGCGAUAACUCGCAUAAAGCUCACCAUGAAACUCUGGAUAACUCGCGACAACUCGGCAUGGCUCGGCGGAGCUUGUUCAAGCUCGGGACAACUCUCCUUGAAAUCGUGAGCAGUUUCCAAAUUUUUGAACAUGUUCAAAAAUUUUGCUAACUCGCUGUAACUCGUGCUGAACUCACCUAAACUCGUUAUAUACUCGCAGUACUCGCAAUAACUCGUAAGAAGCUCGAGAUAAACUCACAAUAACUCGGAAUAACUCGCCACAUCUGAGUAUACGCGAGUGCGUUCCGAGUUUUCAAGAGCGAGAUACGAGCAUUGCGAUCGUUUUACGAGUCAACUGGAGGUGCCCACGAGAUUAGCGCGACUUUAGAUCGAGCACCCCGAGUUACAGCGAGUUUCGUAUGAGUUUAUUCCGAGUGCGUGGCAAGUGCUCAGAGGCAUGCCAGCUGAAUGAUAAAUGUCCAGUGAUCUAUAUUUUCCCCACAUAUAAACCCCUCAAAAAAAGUUUGGAAAUCUGAGUUUGGCCAUUAAUUUCUCCCAACUCCAAAAUUUACACAUUGCAUAUUUGACAUCAUUUAAAAGGUCAUUCAAUUCUCUUUACAAUGAUACCAUGCUUGUUAUGAUCAUGCCAUCACGAAAAGAGCAGGAUUCAAAAGUGUUGGAUGAAGUCUGAAUUGAAAAGCUGCAAAACGAGCAAAAAAGUUUGGAAAUCUUAGUUUGGCCAUUAAUUUCUCCCAACUCCAAAAUUUACACAAUGCAUAUUUGAUAUCUUUCAAAAGAUCAUUUGAUUUUCUUUAAAAUGAUUCCAUGCUUGUUAUGAUCAUGCCAUCAAAAAAAGAGCAAAAUUGAAAAGUGUUGGAUGAGGUCUGAAGUAAAAAGCUGCAAAACGAGCAGAAAUAAUCAUGAAGGGUCAAUACAGAACAUGAUUCUUUUGUCUGUGUCAAUAAAGAUGAAAAUCAAUUGAAAUC
Molecule: messenger RNA, 3363 nt
Organism: Lytechinus pictus (painted urchin)
Lineage: Eukaryota; Metazoa; Echinodermata; Echinoidea; Temnopleuroida; Toxopneustidae
Product: 1-acyl-sn-glycerol-3-phosphate acyltransferase alpha-like
Exons: 6
Coding region: 741-1562 (273 amino acids)
Biological process (GO): phosphatidic acid biosynthetic process
Cellular component (GO): membrane; endoplasmic reticulum
Molecular function (GO): 1-acylglycerol-3-phosphate O-acyltransferase activity
Source: RefSeq, a predicted model, not a curated record